Molecule: messenger RNA, 3075 nt
Organism: Globicephala melas (long-finned pilot whale)
Lineage: Eukaryota; Metazoa; Chordata; Mammalia; Artiodactyla; Delphinidae
Gene: STAC2
Product: SH3 and cysteine rich domain 2
Biological process (GO): skeletal muscle contraction; positive regulation of protein localization to plasma membrane; positive regulation of voltage-gated calcium channel activity
Cellular component (GO): extrinsic component of cytoplasmic side of plasma membrane
Molecular function (GO): protein binding
Source: RefSeq, a predicted model, not a curated record
GCGGGGGGAGGGGGAGGGGGUGGCGGGACGGACGUAGAGGACAGCGAAGCCUGCCGGACACUGACAGCUCCAUCGCUCCCUCCCUCGGCUCAUCCCCGAGUCCCCACUUCCCUCCUCCCCUCGCUCGGAGCAGCAUCCUUGGUCCUCACUUCUGGGGUCGUCCUGCUCCCGCGGCUCCGUGUAAUUACCUCCUCUCACCCACGAACCCGGGAACUUUCUCCGCCAGCACCCGGGAGUGGGGGGGGGUGCUUUGCCUGGGCGGGUUUCUCCUGGGGUUCGUUGGGGGGCAGUCUCUAGAGAAGGGCUUCAGGGUCCCACAGAGACACCUGCCACCCUCAGCCUGCCUCCAGCCGGGCUGCCGUCGGGUCUCGGCACCCUCUCACCUAACCAUGACCGAAAUGAGCGAGAAGGAGAACGAACCGGAUGACGCGGCCACCCACACCCCCCCGGGGACAGUCUCUGCCCUCCAGGAAACCAAGCUCCAGAGGUUCAAGCGCUCACUUUCCCUCAAGAACAUCCUCCGAAGUAAGAGCAUGGAGAACUUCUUCUUUCGCUCGGGGUCUGAGCCCAAAUGCCCCACCGAGGUGCUGCUGACGCCCCCGACCCCGCUGCCACCUCCCUCCCCACCACCAGCGUCUGCAGACUGGGGCCUACACACCCCAGCCCUGUCCCCCUGCCCGAUCUCACGCCCCCUGGCACCACUCAAACCAGUGAGGCUGCACAGCUUCCAGGAACACGUCUUCAAGCGAGCCAGCCCCUGUGAGCUGUGCCAACAGUUCAUUGUGGGAAACUCCAAGCAGGGUUUGCGGUGUAAGACAUGCAAAGUCAGCGUCCACCUCUGGUGCUCCGAGGAGAUCUCCCACCAGCAAUGCCCAGGCAAGACGUCCUCCUCCUUCCGCCGCAACUUCAGCUCCCCGCUCCUGGUGCAUGAGCCGCCACCAGCCUGUGCCAUGAGCAAGGAGUCCCCACCCACUGGGGCCAGCGGGAAGGUGGACCCCGUCUAUGAGACCCUGCGCUACGGAACCUCCUUGGCCCUGAUGAACCGCUCCAGCUUCAGCAGCACCUCUGAGUCCCCCACGCGGAGCUUGAGCGAGCGGGAUGAGCUGAUUGAGGACGGGGAAGGCAGCAUCCGCAGCUCAGAGGAGGGCCCUGGCGACAGCGUAUUCACAGCCGCGGCUGAGAGCGAAGGGUCAGGACCAGAGGAGAAGAGCCCCGGACAGCAGGCCCCCAGGCCCCUUCUACGGAAGGAUGUGGGGCCCAUGUACUCCUACGUCGCGCUCUACAAGUUUCUGCCCCAGGAAAACAACGACCUGGCUUUGCAGCCUGGAGACCGGAUCAUGCUGGUGGAUGACUCUAACGAGGACUGGUGGAAGGGCAAGGUCGGCGACCGGGUUGGCUUCUUCCCAGCCAAUUUUGUGCAGCGGGUGAGGCCAGGCGAGAACGUUUGGCGCUGCUGCCAACCCUUCUCCGGGAACAAGGAACAGGGCUACAUGAGCCUCAAGGAGAGCCAGAUCUGUGUGGGCGUGGGCAGGAGCAAGGAUGCUGAUGGCUUCAUCCGCGUCAGCAGCGGCAAGAAGCGGGGUCUGGUGCCAGCCAACGUCCUGACCGAGAUCUGAGAAGAGCCAAGAGAACCCGGAAGCCACCCCUGCCUGUGCCCGGCCCUUGCUUCUGGCCCCAGGAGGGGAGCAGGCCUCUGCCCACACUCUCUCUCCCUCUGCCCUUCUCCUUGGGGCCAGUCACCAUGGCUUGGGAGGCUUCUGCACUGAGGAGGGUUUUAUUUCAUGGGUCCUGGAGUGCCCUGAGGAGGCUGCUGCUCUGAGACUUGGAGGUGGGGAGGAGGAGAAAGUGGGAGGGGAGGGGAAAGCUCCAGGUGGGACCCCCUGGUGCCCAUGCACUCCCAAAGCCCGUUGCCAUGCUGAGUCCAGCCCUGAGAGGCAGUUCCUGGGGAACUUCCCUGCUGCCUCUUCCAGAGACCUUCCCCUGCCCACAGCAUCUUUGCCUGCCUGACAGCUCCCCUCUCCUCACAGAGCCUCUGCUUGGGUCUUUGUGUGUGUGACCCUGCAGCUGCCCCUUUGGAAGUGGGGCCUUGGGAAGGUGCCUUCCCGGGUCCCUUAGCCCCAGCUCUGGGUAGGGAGGGAAUUCAGGGCUGCAGGAGGAUCCUCGUCUCACCACCUCUGUCACUCCAUCAAUUCUCAGGAAAGUUCUGCGGUUAUCUCUCCCAUUACUUGAAACCUGGGUGGACAGAGGAGGGGAGGGCUGAGGUCUGGGGAAGCUGUGGUAAAUCAGAGACUGUCCCUCAAGUAGUGCAGUCACCACAGAGCAGCCUCAUCUUCCCCUUGUGCACUGGGAAAGGACACCCAAGAGCGGCCUGAACACAGAAACCCGAUUAAGAACAAAAGACUGGCCCACGCCUGCUCAAAAUAACCCCCAGUUCACUGUCAGGACUCUAAAAGCUCAGUUCCUGUCCCAGUCCUCUCCAGGCCCACCCCAGGAACCCAACCUUCAGGGCUGACCCCGCAGUGACCCUCCCUCACCCCCUCUCUCCAGGCUCUGCAGGGGACAGGGCUGCCUUUGCAGGGGUUCCUUUUCUGGUUGCAUCUGCUCCCUUGUCCAGGACACAGAGCCCUGGGAGGAAGAGGGAGUGGGAGACAGACAAAGAAUUCUGUUGGAGCACCAGGAGGGGAAGGGGGUAGGCAUCCUGGGCGGGGGGGGGGGACACGCAAAGAGGACCCCUCCCUUGCAGGUUGCUUCUCUCUGGUACCAACUUCCCUCUCCCCCCAAGCUCAGAGCCUCCUCUUGUGCCCUUGAUCGUGCCAGCCAAUGCCACCCCCCAUCCUAGGCACAGUCACACCCUCCCAUGCAGUGGGAGGGACACAUCCUCCUACCCACUGGCCCCUGCCCCACCUCUCCCUCGCAGAGAGGGGUACUCAAGCCACACUGCCCUGUUUGCUGCCAUGAGGCCCCCCCCCCUCCAGCAAUGUCCCAGGGGCGGGCCCAAUGCCCACUGUACAUGAGGCUGCAUGAGGCGUCUGCUGGGGCAUUGCUGAGCCCCCAGACUCCUAAUUAAAUGUUUCU